AUGCUCGGCUUGUCAUCACGCAAUGCGCGCAAAUGCUCGAUUACGCUGCAUUCUGCUCUUUCUUCUAUCGAUCAGGAUAAACUGUCCAUAGAGAUUAUCAAGUGUGUGGCAUCCGCUUUGAUAGGCAAUGACUUUCAGUUCGUUCACAAUGAAAACGAAUUUAUAUUGGCCCUUUGCUUGCUUUGUAUUUCAAAUGCCCUUCGACUGGCCGCGCCUGAAUCUCCGUAUUCUCCUGAUGAAUUAAAGGUAUUUUACACCCGAAAUUACGAUCAGCAAGUCUUCUUGGCGUUCCACAAGAUAUGGAAGAGGCUCUCAAAUGAAGAUGAUUCUUUAUUUUCAUAUUCUCAUAAGCUGCUGGAGGGCAUUGUACUAGUUCGGUCCGGCGUUUUGAUCCUUGAAGCAGCAGACUCUGUUGUUUUGAUCAAUGCGACUUUUGAUCUGGUUUCCGAUGCCGUUAUCAGAUUGCUAAUGGAAUACCUGCAGUCCAUCAUCGAAGAAUCUGACGUGUUAUUUCCAGAGUCCAUUCAUGCUCUUUUGGCUCCAAUAGGGUCUCCAUCUUCCAAACUUGUGCUUCGUCUUCUACAUCAAUGUUCUUUCCACCUUCAGCCAUUUAUGUCGCAGCAUACCGAUGUUCUCGUCAGGCUACAAAUGACGAAAUUUUUCGGUGACAUUUUGAAGACCCACAGGUGUCUUUUGAAUGCGCAAUUUGAGGCUUCAAUAUUUGAGCUUCGAAACGACCCGUCAAUUUCUAUUCGAAUGGCAUGGAUUGAGCUUGUGCUUUCUCGUGAAGCACAAAAUCCACAUCUGCCUCGAUCUAUGCCGUCUCUUUGUGCGCUUUCCGCCGCAACAACACAGGGACUUAUUGAAAAGAUGCUUGAUCCAGAAGAAAGGGUUAGGUCGUUCACUUUGGAAAGACUUGCUUUUUUUUCAUCCCAUUUGAAGGGCCAAAAUGCAGACGAACUUGUUGAAGUUGUUGAUGCAGCAAUUGAGCGUAUGCGCGACGUUAAAGAAAGCGUCAGAAACUCGGCAAUCCUAUUUUUGUGUGCAAUUGUUAACCAUCAACUACUUAUGUCAAUGGAUGCUGAUUCUAAUAUCGCUGAAAGAACCAGUAAAAUUAUAGAUGAGCUUUUUUUGCUAUGCAGCAUUUCUUCACCACUGCCGCUUCGUCUUUCAUACAUUUCUUUCAUUGAAAGCUCUUUGUUUCCUUCGCUCUUAAAGUCAAGCAAGGGCAAUGACAUAACAAUUCUGACUCUUGUUGCCAAGCAUUUAAUUUCAUCCUCGUCCGAUCUUUCCAAUUCACCUCGAGCCUGUUCGUCUUUUGUUAGAUACUUGAGGAUGAAAGUUCUUUUUCAUCAAUGGAUUCAAUCCAUAAAGUGUGCCUUUAUAAAGCUAAAGUCUGAUCAUGAUACCCUCCAUGAUGGUGAAAAUUUACUUUUCCAUGCUUCUUUAUCGAAAAAGUGUCCAGAAAAGGACACAUUUGUUAAAUAUUCGAUUGGUUUGGCACCAGAUUUUAUCCGAAAUGAUGAAAAGUCUCUUUCAUCGCUCAUGGAAGCCUUGUUUGACAAUUACUUAAAUGUUGAUUUUGGGGCGGAUAUUUUCGCGCAAUUGUCCGAAAUCUCGGCAACUUUUCCCGGCUGUUUGAGUACACCAGCUAGCAAGAAGCUUUUAAAAAAUAUUCUUUCUUUGCAAAAUGGACACUCUUUUUAUUGCUCUGAAGGAAAAGUUUGCCAAUUUUUGCAGUCAUUGGAUGACACUCAGUGUCGUUGGCUACUUAAACGAUAUCCGCCUCUUGGCUUUGCCUUUAUAAAGCAAAGGCAUUCUCUAGCUGCAAGCCGAAAACACAAACUGUGUUCAAUAGAUAACCACAAAGAUCUUGAUGAUGUCUCACGCUUCCACUUUAUUUUCGCAUCCUUCUACUAUUAUUGUGAUUUUUCGUCGUUUUCUGCUGCCGCUGAUYAAGAGAUCCAUCGAUGGGUUGUGGAGAAUAUAUCAGGCUUUCUUGGCACCGAGAUUUCUCGAUCUCCGGACCUCUCUUCAAAAUGUAUAAGAGUUUUGUUGUCAUAUAUGAACGCUAAAAACAUUUCCCCCUCCUUUAAAUUUUUCCAGGAUACCUUAGGCAGUGCCAUUAGUUGGUCUCUUACUCGUUUCGCUGCAGAGGAAAAAGAUCCUGUAUUUGUCGAUACGACACUAAUACGAUCGACAGAUCACAUCAUAUCAAUAGAGAUCCUUUCGGCGCUCCUGAGAAGCCGAAUUACGAUUCUCGACAAUGCAGCAAUAGAGGAGCUUUUAGAUGGAACAUUUUAUUACCUGAAAAAGGUUCUGACAUCUCCAAUCUUUCCGUCACUCCAACUAGAGCAAUCCUCGAUAAAGCACAUGAAAUUUCUCUUUUAUGCUAUCACCUAUCUAUUAAGGGAAGAUGUUUUAGAUAGCAAUCGGUCAUUACAGCGACGACAACGUGUUGAUCAGUAUCUUCAACUUAUAUCCAGCAUUGUUACUUGCCAGAAAAAUAACGAUCUUACCAUUUGCGCAUCAUGGCUAUAUUUAAAGUUGCUUGCUAUUCUCCAAAACAAAACAGGUGAAAGGUAUCCCUGGAUUUUACCGUCCCUUGUUGACAUAUUACUACAGAAGACUAAUAUUGCAGAUGAUUGGGCAAAGAAAUUUGCAAAGUUAAUUGUGAUCCAACAGAGCGCAAAAUCAAUAAUUUCAACUCUCUGCUAUGCCCUUGUUGUUUUCUCAACAUCUUAUUCCAAGUCACUCAAUGUAGUAAUUCAGCAAUUGGCAGCUAGAGCGAGUGUUUUAUCGCCCCAUGAAAGCAUCAUAUCGGCUUUACUACUUUUUCUUUCUUUCACACCUGAUCAGUUUGAUUCUGACUCGCUUGAAAAAAUCUUGACCCCCAUUAAUGAGGCUAUCAAGCCGACUUUGAUAUCUGACAAAGCAAUUCAACGUGUAUGUAAUGCACAGAUCAUAUCUCAAUUUGUAUGGCAAGGUGAGGCUAGCUCUUUUGAUGAACAUAAAAUCAUAACGACGGUUAACAAAGUAGCCCAUUUAUUUGCUGUCUACAACAAAUUUGCUAGGCGAGAACCUCCAGACGAAAAUGUGAAUCGGAAUCUUGGCCAGCAAAGAAGCUCCGAAAAUAUGCAUAUCAAGGGCACAUCUGAUCACGAUGCUGCACAAUGA
Messenger RNA from Mitosporidium daphniae, 3177 nucleotides. RefSeq lists its product as uncharacterized. Bases 1 to 3177 code for a protein of 1058 amino acids. NCBI's taxonomy places the organism in Eukaryota, Fungi, Microsporidia. Gene Ontology annotation, cellular component: chromatin; nucleus. Gene Ontology annotation, biological process: mitotic sister chromatid cohesion; DNA repair. The transcript has 6 exons. The record is from RefSeq and is a predicted model, not a curated record.